Trifolium pratense (red clover) is the source of this 3612-nucleotide messenger RNA. Its product is annotated as putative disease resistance RPP13-like protein 1. The record is from RefSeq and is a predicted model, not a curated record. Lineage: Eukaryota; Viridiplantae; Streptophyta; Magnoliopsida; Fabales; Fabaceae. The transcript is spliced from 3 exons. Gene Ontology annotation, biological process: defense response to other organism. Bases 264 to 3599 code for a protein of 1111 amino acids. Gene Ontology annotation, molecular function: ADP binding.
UAUGUGUGGCUUACAUUAAUAUCAUUCAUUUUUAGAAACCAAAAAACAUAUAAUUCAUUUUCUACUUCUAAUUUCACUCAUUCAUAAGAAACUUCAUCUUUCUUUCAAAUAUAUGUUGCUGUGCUUCCUCUAAGUCUUUCUUUUCCAGAUCUCUCUGCAGCUUCAGUUUAUUCCACACAAUUUAUUCAAAUCUCAGUUUGUGUUUUUGAUAAAGAAAAUUGGUUUGUUAGCUCUCGCACUUUCAGUGAGCCUCUCACAAUAUCAUGGCAGAGCUGAUUGCUGGAGCAUUUCUUUCUUCUUUCUUUCAAUUCACUUUUGAGAGGCUUACAUCAAAAGACUUCAAAGACAUCUUCCAUAAAGGGUUGGUGAAAAAACUUGAAAUCACACUGAAUUCUAUCAAUCAAUUGUUGGAUGAUGCAGAGACAAAGCAAUACCAAAACUCACACGUGAAGAAUUGGCUUGAUGAGGUAAAACAUGAGGUAUAUGAAGUAGAUCAUCUGUUAGAUGAAAUUGCACUAGAACAACGAAAGAGCAAGGCGAAACGCUUCUUUUCAACUUUGACUAAUCCAUUUGAAUCUAGGAUCAAAGAUUUGCUAGGCAACCUAAACUUUCUUGCAGAGCAAAAGGAUGUGUUGGGAUUGAAAGAAGGAAGGUUUGCUCGUAAUGAACUUGAAGUCGGGCCAAAAUCUUCGAUAACAAUUCCAAUGACAUCUUUGGUGGAUGAAUCCAGCAUAUGUGGUAGAAAGGGUGAUAAAGAGAAAAUUAUUAAUUUUCUACUUUUAGAUAAUGGUAGUAGCAACCAUGCACCAAUAAUCAGUAUAGUUGGUCUUGGUGGGAUGGGUAAGACAACCCUUGCUCAACUUGUGUACAACGACCACAUGAUUCAGAAGAGCUUUGAUCUUAGAGCUUGGGUCUAUGUUUCAGAAUCUUUUGAUGUUGUUGGACUCACUAAAGCAAUUCACGAGUCAUUUGGUUGUUCACCAACCAGUGAAAACUUGGAAACACUUCAACGUCAAUUGCAGGAGAAGCUAACAGGAAAGAAAUAUUUGCUUGUUCUGGAUGAUGUCUGGAACGGAAAUGUGGAAGUUUGGGAGCGUUUUCUACUUCCUUUUAACAAAGGAUCUUCUGGAAGUAAGAUUAUUGUGACAACAAGGGACAAGGAGAUUGCAAACUCCAUGAAAUCCUCGAUGUUGCUUGAUUUAGAGCGACUGGGGGAGAGUGAUUCUUGGAGUUUAUUUGUGAAACUUGCAUUUCAUAACCGAAAUGUGAGUGAAUAUCCAAUUCUUGAAUCAAUUGGCAAGAAUAUUGUAGUCAAGUGUGGAGGGUUGCCAUUAGCGGUAAAAACAUUGGGGAACCUCUUGCAAAAACAAUUCUCUAAAAGUCAAUGGGAAAAGAUAUUGAAGACUGAUUUGUGGUGUUUAUCAGAGCGUGACAGUAACAUAAAUCCAGUAUUGAGAUUGAGUUACCAUAAUCUUCCUUCUAAUAUGAAGCGUUGUUUUGCUUACUGUUCCAUAUUUCCAAAGGGUUAUAAGUUUGAGAAGAACAAAUUAAUCAAUCUUUGGAAGGCAGAAGGUUUGCUAAAUUGUUGCAGAGGACACAAAAGUGAAGAAGAGUUGGGUAAUGAGUUAUUCAAUGAUCUAGAGUCAAUUUCAUUUUUCCAACAAUCACUAUAUUUUGAGGAGAUCAGAUUCGUCAUGCAUGAUCUUGUCAAUGAUCUGGCGAAAUCAGAGUCCCUAAAAUUUUGCUUACAAAUUGAUGAGGGUGAUAAGGUGCAAGAUAUAUGUGAAAAGACACGUCACAUUUGGUGCUCUCUUGAUUUGAAUGAUGAUGCUAGAAUAUCAAAGAAAAUUUGUAAGAUUAAAGGAUUACGCAGCCUGUUGGUAGAAAGACGAGGUUAUAAUGGCAAACACAUCAUAAGCAACCAGUUGCAACGUGAUAUAUUUUCAAAACUAAAAUAUUUGCGGAUGUUGUCAUUUCGUGGUUGUGAACUCACAGAGCUAGCAGAUGAGAUAGGCAAUUUAAAGCUUUUGCGCUAUCUAGACCUGACAUGGACAAAGAUUAAAAGCUUACCUGAUUCUAUUAGUGAGCUCUAUAAUUUAGAGACUCUAGUAUUGGAAGGAACUGAUAUAAAGAAGAUGCCAAAGAAGAUAGGUAGGCUAAACCAUCUUCAAACGCUGAGUCAUUUUGUUGUGGCAGAGAAUAGUGGGUCUGAUAUUAAGGAGUUGGAUAAUCUCAAUCUUCUUCAAGGAAAACUUUGUGUUUCAGGGUUGAAACAUGUCAUUAAUCCCGCAAAUGCUGCAAAAGCAAAUAUGAAAGAUAAGAAGCAUCUCGAAGAAUUAAUUAUGCAAUAUAGUGACAGUUUCGAAGUCAAUAAUAAUGGAAGAGAAUUGGAUGUGUUGGAGGCUCUUGAACCAAAUAGCAACUUGAAGAAACUCAGCAUUGAAAACUACAAUGGCAACCACUUUCCAAAUUGGCUAAGGGAUUGUGAUUUACCCAACUUAGUAUCUCUUAAACUGAAGGGGUGUGGAUUAUGUUCUCAAUUGCCGCCACUUGGUCAACUUCCUUGUCUUAAGGAGCUUUCCAUUUCACGUUGUCCCGAAUUGAAAAGAAUUCCGCCGGAACACCUUCCUUCUUUACAGACAUUGUACAUUUAUGAAUGCAACAAGUUGGAGGAAUGUUUAUGUCUUGAAGGAUCUCCUUUGCUUAAAGAGGUUUCUAUAGAAGAAUGUUCCAAAUUGAAAAGGGCCCCCUUGCCUCAACACCUUCCUUUACAAAAAUUGAAGAUUGAUAAUUGUGAAAUGAUGGAGAUAUCAAUCCCUAAGGGUGAUAGUAUGAUAGAGUUAGUUCUACAGAGAUGUGAUCGGAUUUUGGUAAAUGGUGGAUUGUCGUCUAGGUUGAAAAUGUUUGUCCUUCGGGGAAAUCGGUACGUCGAGUUCUCCGAUGAGCAAAAUUUAGUAAACUGUACCGAUCUUGAAGAGUUGUGCUUUGAUUUAAGAGGCUUUGUUGUAAAACGUCCCUCUUUAGAUCUGCGUUGCUAUAAUUCUCUUUGUUCUCUUUUAAUAAAAGGAUGGGACUCCUUGCCUUUUUCACUACAUCUGUUCACCAAUCUUAAAUCUCUCUAUUUGUACGAUUGCCCACAGCUGGAAUCAUUUCCAAUUGGAGGUUUGCCUUCCAACUUGAUAUAUCUUAUAAUAUCCAAUUGCCCAAAACUGAUUGGUUCGAGAGAGGAGUGGGGUUUGUUCCAACUCAAUUCUUUGAAAUACUUCACAAUUAGAGAUCGUGAGUUUGAAAACGUGGAGUCCUUCCCAGAGGAGAAUCUGCUGCCACCAACUCUUGAGGAUCUUAGUUUGUAUAAUUGUUCAAAGCUAAGAAUAAUGAACAACAAGGGUUUUCUCCACCUCAAUUCUCUCCGAGAUCUAACUAUUGUCAACUGCCCUAGUCUUGAGAGCUUGCCAGAGGAGGGUCUACCCAGUUCUCAAUUGUCCAUUGUUGAUUGUCCAUUAAUUAGGGAGAAGUACAAAAAGGAGGGAGGAGAGCGUUGGGAUACAAUUCGUCACAUCCCGAAAGUGAAGAUUGACCGGAUUGAGCAGCACGAAUGAGAUGUGGCCCCAG